Molecule: messenger RNA, 1140 nt
Organism: Trichoderma aggressivum f. europaeum
Lineage: Eukaryota; Fungi; Ascomycota; Sordariomycetes; Hypocreales; Hypocreaceae
Exons: 1
Coding region: 1-1140 (379 amino acids)
Biological process (GO): transcription elongation by RNA polymerase II
Cellular component (GO): elongin complex; nucleus
Source: RefSeq, a predicted model, not a curated record
AUGUCUUUCGUCAAAUCACUCAGAGAACUUGCCAUCAUGGCCUGCCUUAAGAAUAUCCGAGAUAUCGACAACAUCGGCUUUCUCAGUUACGAGACUGUCCGCGAAAUUCUAAUCAAGGUGGACAAUGCCGCUCAACUCCGACAGAUUGAACUCAAUUCACCUCAAAUCGAAGGCCAGACUGCAGAGAUAUGGCUCAAGUUCAUCGAGCGCGACUUUCCCCUGGAAUCCAAAACCAAAGCAUACCAGCCAAGGGACCCCAAGAAAUGGUACAAGGUCUGGGAGAAGUACAAGAAUGAGCACGACACGGCGCUUCAAGAGAGCGAGAACAAGCUCAAAUCCGCCCUCGCCGGCCUCCGCCAAGAUAAGGAGAAAAACACCAGCAAGAUUGUCAGCGGCAAAGCUCUUCCCAGUUCUGCAAAGUUUGCCAUCAGACGAUACACCGGCCCCCGUGAGGGUAGUUCCAACGCCCUGAUGUUUGGUGGUGGUAGUCGCACAAAGACUGCAAAUGGAGCAAGCGUGAUGCGAAAGGUCCGCCGUGAGGUCAAAGAGAUUGCCAACAUCCACGGUUCCCUUUCACGACCCAUCAAAGCUCCGUCGAGACGUCCCAUCGUCAUGAAAGCCCCAACGGCCAUGAUCAAUGACCACAAAAGGGCUGCACAGCCAGCAUAUCGACCAGCCCCCAAGGAACCUACAAAGGUCUCGCCCCUGGAAGCUGCCCUGGAAGAAUUUGAACGACGGGCUACCUUUGUCUCCGAUUCUGAAGACGACGAAGGCGGCGAGGGCGAUUACGACGAUUUGGCCGAUUCAAAGCAACCUACUCCCAAAGCCGCUGCCAAGGCCGCGCCAAAGGCACCUACUAGCUCCCUCCAGCGAAAGUUUGGAGGUUUCAAGCCUCCUACCAAGCCUGCAGUCAUCACCAGAGCACCAGAGUCGAAACCGUCAAAUGGCCCUACAAAAGUUUCGUCGACUCACCUACCCGAGACGCGUACCACCCCACCCAUGGAUGAAGGAAGCUCACCUCAGUCGGUUGAGGAGCUUCUAGCGAAUGUGGAAACUCAACACCAGGCCGCGGCAGCCUCUGCCUCGGCUCCUCGCAAGCGCAAGGCUGUAGACAUUUUCAUGCGACCCAAGCGGAGAUAG